Dunckerocampus dactyliophorus (ringed pipefish) is the source of this 2544-nucleotide messenger RNA. RefSeq names its product RAB32a, member RAS oncogene family (gene rab32a). Gene Ontology annotation, cellular component: vesicle; trans-Golgi network; Golgi apparatus. The coding region runs from base 1182 to 1826 and encodes 214 amino acids. NCBI's taxonomy places the organism in Eukaryota, Metazoa, Chordata, Actinopteri, Syngnathiformes, Syngnathidae. Gene Ontology annotation, molecular function: GTPase activity; GTP binding. The transcript is spliced from 3 exons. The record is from RefSeq and is a predicted model, not a curated record. Gene Ontology annotation, biological process: vesicle-mediated transport.
ACUCUCCAACCUUGAUCAUGAAUACAUGACUUACCUAUUCUUCACGUGAAACUACAUGACAUUAAACAUGAUGACUAACUAAGCUAUUAUUCAAACCUAAGGUUAAACCUUAUGACUAACUACUACUACUACUACAUGACUAACUAACUACUAUUCAACUAUGACAUUAAAUGACAUGAGCAGCUAAUUACUGUUCAACUUGGACAUGAAACUAGAUGACUAAUUAACUCGUCUCCAGCCUUGACUUUAAACUGAAUGACCAGCUAACUACUGUUGAAUUCUGACAUGAAACUACAUGACUAACUAAUCUAUUAUUCAAACCUUAUGUUCAACAACAUGACUAACUACUCUUCAGCUUUGACAUUAAACUACAUGACAAACUAACUACUAUUCAACGUUGACGUUAAACUACAUGACAAACUAACUAGUCAUCAUGACUAACUAAUUUCUGACCUUGACAUUAAACAAAUUACUCUUGACUAACUGGCCUCCAACCUUGAGAUUAAACUAAAUGACCAACUAACUACUUUUCAACUUUGACACUACAUUAACUAGUUGACUAACUAGCCGUCAUGAUUAACUAGUCUCCAGCCUUGACAUUAAACGAAUUACUCUUGACUAACUACGCUUCAACUCUGACAUGAAACUACACGACUAACUAGCGUUCGUCUUUGACAUGACACUACAUGACCGACUAACGUAGUCUUCAGCCCUCACGCUAAACUACUCUUCACCUUUCACGUGAAGCUACACGACCGACUAGCUAGCCUCCUCUCUUGACGUGAAAUGUGUGUGUGUGUGUGUAGGUGUAGAUGUUGUGUCGUGUUGUAUGGUUUUAUGAAAUGAAACAUGUCAUGAAAGUAGAGAGAAGGGGGGUGGGGGUUCUCUCUGACAUUUCCGGGUCCUGUGACCGUGCGUGCAAGAGGAGGAGGAGGAGGCGGAGGAGAAGGAAGCAGCAAUGUAAUGAGUUGCAUGUGGACCAGAUGUAGACUUGCUCGGUCCUUUACAGCCUCCUUCCUUCUUUCUCUCGUUCUUUCUGUGUGUGUGUGUGUGUGUGCGUGUGUGCGUGUGUGCGCGCGCGCAGACCGGAGGAAAGCCUCCUCCGUCCUCAUGAUACAAGUUUGUCAGCUAAUCUAAACAACACAAACACACAACACACAAGUUGUCCGUAGGUCGUCAUCAUGGCCGGAGGUUCGGUGUCGGAGUGCAAGGAGUACUUGUUCAAGGUUCUGGUGAUCGGCGAGCUGGGCGUGGGGAAGACCAGCAUCAUCAAGCGCUACGUGCACCAGCUUUUCUCCCAACACUACCGCGCCACCAUCGGCGUCGACUUCGCCCUCAAAGUCAUCAACUGGGACAGCAAGACGCUGGUUCGCUUGCAACUGUGGGACAUCGCGGGUCAGGAGCGCUUCGGGAACAUGACCAGGGUCUACUACAAGGAGGCCGUGGGGGCGUUGGUGGUGUUCGACGUGACGAGGGGCUCCACGUUCGAGGCCGUGUCCAAGUGGAAGCACGACCUGGACAGCAAGGUGAAGCUGGCCAACGGCAGCCCCAUCCCCUCCGUGCUGCUGGCCAACAAGUGCGACCAGAAGAAGGAAGGGUCCAACAACACGGCCCUCAUGGACAAUUUCUGCAAAGAGACGGGCUUCCUGGGGUGGUUUGAAACCUCGGCCAAGGACAACAUCAACGUGGACGAGGCGGCACGCUUCCUGGUGGAGAACAUCCUGGCAAACGACAAGGGCUUGCCCUACGAGGAGAGCAACGGAGACCGCAUCAAACUGGACGGCCGGGAGACCGUGGCGGCCGAGAGCAAACCUGGCUGCUGCUAACACUCGCACCGUUCACCCAGCACGACAGCACACGAGUCCGCAGCCUCUUUCAGCACAAGCCAGGGUGGAAAUAUUGGGAAACUACAGGAGGACCGAGGCUUGCUUGACCUUUUUAGUUUUUGUUUUUUAAUACUAGCCUUCACUAGAGGAGAAUAUCCGAUUUCCAAAAUAGUACGACAGCCGCCAUCAUGCCGCCAAACCACCGUGUGUUCAUUCCACCACGAACAAAGAACCCAACCUUAAUUACUUGAAGUUGGCUCCUCAGCCCUGGACUCUACCUGGCAACAAGGGCUCAGCAGUCUGUUUCUUUCUUUUAUUUGUGAUAAAGUAGCGUAAGUGUAUUGACGACACACUUCAAUUUUGAGUGUUUGUGUUUUUGCGUUGGGCUUUAAAAAAUAAAAUGCACUCACGUAUUUCUUGGAUUGGACUGCUGUGUAAUAUGACAUCACAGCUAAGCAUUGACAAGGAAGUGCUUCACUCCGCAGUCCUGACAUAUUGUGCCAUAGCACAGCACGUCCUCCUAUAGUGGCCUUCAAAUGAGUGCCUGCUACUCUCUGCAUUUGACUAAAUAGCCCAGACACAGUAUUUCUGUAAUGUAGCUAUUAUUUGUUUUUAAAUGCAUCAGAUUUCAUGUUUGAGAAUCAGAAAAAAAAUGUUUUUUUUAAGGUUUAUGGCGAGAAAGAGAGAGAUGCUGUCCAGAUUAAAUGUAUUUAUCUUC